GAUGUGGAGCUAGCCCUCGUUCGACCUCGCUGCUCCUGACGAAGAGACACCCUGAUCGAAGCGACCGAAGUCAACGACAACGACGAGUGACGACGAACAACGACGAACAACGAGACGAAACGAUGAAUGAGGGAUCGGCUUCCGCUGAUGUGCCCACGCAGCUCGCCCAGCGUUCCCCACCCUCUUCGAUCCAUUCGCAGAUACCCCUGCGCACUUCGCGCUCCCGCCUACAGGCUUCCGCGACUGUCCUGACGCUCAACAACGACGAUGUCGAUGAAGGAGGCGACGAGGACGCCGUGCAAGACGAGGCAGCCGAUGGAGAGGAAAGAGAGGGAGCCGCUGAUGGGGAGGAGGAAGAGGACUUCAGCGACGAUGAGCCACUGCAUCAAGGCCGCAUCGAUGUGGGAAAGGCGUGGGACGAGAGCGACGACGACGACGACGACGAAGAAGACGAGGUGGAGCCCGAGGAUGAAGUGGUUGCCAGGAGAGGCCGAAGGAGGCGAAAGCACCGCCGAGAUCCAGUCGACCACUCGUAUAUCUCCUCGCUUCGGCCCUCCCCGAGCCGGUUCCGUCGAUGGUGGCACAGGCUCGUCAAGUCGCCCUCUGCCCAGGCCUCGCUCAGCGUGCCUCACGUCGCUGCCAACCUGUUUUCUGCAUCGCUCAACCCAGCGUGUCUGCUGAGCAUGCCCGCCUACUUUGCUAGGACCGGUAUUCUGCUGGGAACCCUGGGGCUAGUCUUCGUCGCCGCUCUGGCCGGUGCCGGCGGUGGUCUCUGGGUUGUCUUGGGCCGUUACGUAGGAGGCAACAACAUCGAGGCCAUCACCGGUGCCGGCUGUGGCCGCAACACAAAGUGGAAGGCCAACAUUGGCAGGGCAGUUUCAGGUCUCCUCUUGGCCUCCUACGCGACGGGCACAGCUGUCAUUGCCUACUUUGCACUUGCCGACCUGCUUCUCCAGGUCCUCUUCCACUACUCUCCCCGGGGUAUUCCGCUACAUGACAGGCUCUUCGUCACCCUCUUCGUAGGCGGUCUCAUGACGACGCCGCUCGUCAUCUUCCCACUGGCCAAGCGCACCCUCAUCCGGCUUUCGACCUUCCUUGCGGCGCUCCUCUACCCGAUCACCCUGGCCAUGCUACUCUUUUACAUCUACUACGAAAGUCCGCAGAGUGACACUCCUGCGCCGCCACCCAAGACACCGAGUCUGAAUCCAAUGCACCCUCCGUCCAUCUGGGCGCCGUUUUCGCUCCUGCCGCUCUUCAGCCUCAGUGCAAGCCCCUUACAGAUCAUCGCCCACAACCGCAGUCUCCGCCGAACGGGCAUCUCGGGCAGCAACGUCAAGGCAUUCAUGCUGGCCCAAUCGGCCCAGACGAUGGCUGCCGUCGGCCUCGGUGUUGGCUUUGGCGUCGGUGUAGGGACAAGAGGGAUGGGCGAAAGGCUCGGCGUUGAGAUUCAUCCUAAUCUCUUUACAUCGCUGCCCUUGUCCGACUCGCUCAACUUUGCGAGGGUUCUCUUCAUUCUAAUCCUCUCUUCCCAUCUCGCGCUCUGCCUGGUCACUGCGCGCUCGUCGUGGGCCCGCUUGCUGAAGCUUCUCAACCUCAAUCCGCUAAGGAAGAGGACUAGAGAAGGCGGUGAGACGGGCGCCGACGAUGACGUCGAAGAACAGACGUCGGCUCUGCGCGAUGAGUCCAACGAAGGAAGCAGCAGUGUCACAACGCACGGCAUACAGUCCCAGCAGAACCAGGGAGGACACAAGAGGAAGAAGGCGCCACGGCGCUGGACGCGGCCUGCCCGCGACGCCCUCGCAGGCCUGCUGCUCUGGCUCCUGACAUCGACAACGGCCUACCUCUCUGGCGUCGGCGGUUUUCACCGACGGCGUGGCGACAAGGAGGCCGCACGUCCAGACGAUCUCGCCGUCGAAGCGCGCUUCACACGCGGCCAGGAGGUCAUUGGCCUCAUUGGUGCGGGCGUCGGCUUUGUGCUGCCGGCCCUUGUCUGGAUCAUCCUCUUUCAUGUACGGCAGCCCCGGGCCAUUCUGCUGCCGUUUGCGACCGAGAUGGGCAAGACGGCCAGCGAGUGGUUCCUCGGUCCGCAGAGUGUGCUAGCGAGGCAGCGAAGGAGGCUGUUUGCGAACCGCACUCCGGCGACCAGGCGGGACGAGGGAGGAGCCGAGGAGCAGCAGCCACUGUUGGAUUCACCAGAGGAAGACGAAGAGGAGAGCCAGCGGGCCUACAGGCGGUCUCUCCACGACCGCGCUACGCUCUCGCCAGGCUCAGUGGCGCCGACGGGCUACAAGUCCAUGCCCUCUGAUGCCAAUGAGGGCUCUUCCGAAGACGGCCAGCCCCACUCGCACCAGGGAGACGCCGCCACGCGGAUCCUCCUGGCACGCAAGGAGAGGCAGCUCCAGAAACGGACGAGGGGCCGGAGAAUGUACCAGGACGGCAUCGUCCUGGCGGGCAUUUUGCCAUUAGGUUUCGCCCUCAUCGUGCUGGGCGCUAUUGACUUGCGGCAUGGCGGUUGGUAGAACCCCUUAUCCAUUCUUGUGGUUUCACGCUUAUAUGCUAUUUCGGAAGAAGGCAUCACCUUUGUGACCUUUCGGCAUCUUGGCCGUUUCGGAGUUCUCUUGCAAUCGAUUGAUGUGAC
This is a messenger RNA of Acaromyces ingoldii, 2638 nucleotides long. RefSeq lists its product as hypothetical. Gene Ontology annotation, biological process: amino acid transmembrane transport. Lineage: Eukaryota; Fungi; Basidiomycota; Exobasidiomycetes; Exobasidiales; Cryptobasidiaceae. The transcript has 2 exons. Bases 123 to 2519 code for a protein of 798 amino acids. The record is from RefSeq and is a predicted model, not a curated record. Gene Ontology annotation, molecular function: amino acid transmembrane transporter activity.